AGCCACUUACGAGGGCUCAGACUACUUCCUGGUCUGGUUUCGCCACGACUUCACCUUGAUCGAGCGCGCUCGUGUGCGCGUACCCGUUGACUAUUUUUUUUUUUUCCUUCAUAAAAUCAACAAGAGAAGACCACCCGGCAACACGGCGGCACCAUUUGGGCGACGAUUCAAGGGAUUUCUCCACCAUGACGGACGAACAAGAAAUCAUGUGCAAGUUAGAAAACAUACUUGAAGUACGGAACAAAACAGUCCAAAUGCAGAAGAUCAAGUCUCGUCUGAAGAUUGAGUUUGAGGCAUUGGAAUCUGAAGAGAAGCAUCUAAAAGAGUACAAGCAAGAAAUGGAUCUCCUCCUGCAGGAAAAGAUGGCACAUGUUGAGGAGCUCCGACUCAUACAUGCAGAUAUCAAUGUGAUGGAGAGCACAAUCAAGCAGUCUGAAAAUGACCUGAACAAGCUGCUUGAAACAACUCGUCGCCUUCAUGAUGAGUACAAACCUCUGAAGGAGCAUGUUGAUGCACUGAGAAUGACUUUGGGACUGCACAGACUGCCUCACCUCAAUGAAGAAGAGGAGAAGCUCUCUCUGGAUUACUUUGAGAAGCAAAAAGCAGAGUGGCAAAAGGAGCCUCAUGAGCCAGCCAUCCCAGAAUCCCUAGCUGCCGCUGCAGCAGCAGCGCAGCAGCUUCAGGUGUCCCGUAAACAAGAUGCCCGUCAGACGGCCACUUUCCGACAACAACCACCACCCAUGAAGGCUUGCCUGUCAUGCCACCAGCAGAUUCACCGCAAUGCACCUAUCUGCCCCUUGUGCAAGGCCAAGAGCCGCUCACGCAACCCUAAGAAGCCCAAAAGGAAACCGGACGAGUAGAUUCUUAUCUAGCCACAGUGUUUACUCCAAACUGGCCCAGAUGGCUGAUCCUGAAUCAGUCAUAUGCACAGUGUGCCAGAGCUAGGUAUUAAAAAAGGGACUUCCACACACUUUGACUAAAUGUUUUAUUAGUAUUAUACCUUAUUCAAUAUCAAUAUCAGUGUAGCACUAAGCCAAGUUUGGCUCCUAUCAACAUUGUGUGUUUCUAUCUGUGUUGUUGCUGUAUUAAUAUCGAACUGUAUAGUCUCCCUUAUUAGGUUUAUAAUCCCUCAAUCGCGUUCCUCCGAUAGCAAUUAACAAAAUAGUAAUUUCUAGUCAUCAUGUUUAUUGCCUUAGAUAAUGUAUUGAAAGCUAAGUUAGUUUUUUAAUCUGUUGCAUGCAUGCUUCUGUGGUUGUCAAAUGUGAUUUGUUGCCCCAAAAAAUGAAUACAACAGGUUUAAUUGCUAAAUGAAAUGAAAUUAUGUUUUAAUGUUUACAAUGGAAGAGUGACUUCUGGCACAGAUGGGGGAAACCGCCAGAAGUACUUGCUUUAAAAUGUCGAUUUCAUACAAUGAUAUGGAAAUAAAUGUCUCUUUUGUACUAAAAUUGACAACUUUAUGUACCAUCCCUUUUAUUUCAAAAGUAAAAUCCUGACCCCUUCAAAAUUAGAAUCAAACAACAACCUUUUGGACUCAUAUACAUGUGCCAUAUAUUCAUUUUGUUAGCCAUGCAGCUGCACCACCUGAUUAAAUGUAUUUUUUUUCUUGCAAUUCUCCUAGACACAUUCUGUGUGCAGUGCUAAUCAAAGGCAGAGUGACUUCACAGGCCCAUGUAAGCUCGUUUCACCAGCUGUGAGAAGGUGACAAAGAAAGCCACGUUAGACUGAAUGGCCAAACGUGGAUCGGAAAAGAACAACGGUCCAAAAAUCAACUUGAAUGGCAGACCUGUUAAAAGACACUAAAGCGAAACAAUCCUAUUCUGGCUUUAAGAAAUCAAUUAAUCACUUUCUAUGUUGUCUUGCUGACAAACUGCAGCGUAAACAUACAGUAAUGGAAAAAGGUUCAAGAUCCUGUGACUAACCAGAUGGAAUAUCUAAAAGCAGAACCUACUGUACAUUCUAUACUCUUUAAUGCGUUUGAUAACCAACAUUCAUUUGAAUAACAUAUUAACCUGUUGUUUAAUUACAACGAGGCAUGUCCAAGUAUUAGAUUCUGACGGUAUGAUAACCUUAAGCAAAAAUAUCACGGUAUUGCAAUUACAGCUCAAAAAUGCGUUGCUUGGAGAUAUCUGGGUUAAAAAAAAAAAAUUCUAUUGAACAAGACUGUUAUUUUUCAAAGUAUAUUAGCAAAUUGGAACAUACAGUAAGAAUAAUUUUUAAAUGAUUUAAAAAAAUAACUGAAAUAUUCUCAACUAAAUUAAAAUAAAUGUAGUCCUUUAGGUUAGCAUAAACCAGACAUGUCCAAAGUCCGGCCCGGGGGCCAAAUGCGGCCCGUGGUAAAAUUUCAUCCGGCCCCCAGCCUCUGUCAUGAAAUCAAUAACGUCUGGCCCGCACACAGACUUAGUAAAUUGGUCAGUAGUACUGCUACCAGCAUAUAAAGUAGCUUACACACUAAAUGCUGUUCCUCAUUUACCCACUAAAAGGCAGCAGCACUCUAAGCAACAUUACCCCGUGUGACCCUUUAGUCCCAAUUUUCUAAAAUGGCGACGCUUCAAGGAUAGGUGGAAAUUGGACUAUUUCUUCACUAAAAUACGCAACAACUGUGUCUGCCUCAUUUGCAAAGAGACCGUCACUGUUUAGUUCAAUGUGAGGCGAUAUUACC
This is a messenger RNA of Corythoichthys intestinalis (scribbled pipefish), 2659 nucleotides long. RefSeq names its product zinc finger, C4H2 domain containing (gene zc4h2). Gene Ontology annotation, cellular component: nucleus. NCBI's taxonomy places the organism in Eukaryota, Metazoa, Chordata, Actinopteri, Syngnathiformes, Syngnathidae. Bases 186 to 860 code for a protein of 224 amino acids. The transcript has 5 exons. The record is from RefSeq and is a predicted model, not a curated record. Gene Ontology annotation, biological process: positive regulation of neuron differentiation.